This is a messenger RNA of Eimeria necatrix, 699 nucleotides long. RefSeq lists its product as hypothetical. NCBI's taxonomy places the organism in Eukaryota, Apicomplexa, Conoidasida, Eucoccidiorida, Eimeriidae. The transcript is spliced from 4 exons. Bases 1 to 699 code for a protein of 232 amino acids. The record is from RefSeq and is a predicted model, not a curated record.
AUGUACUCGUAUCUAACCAGCUGCAGCAGCAGCAACAACAAAUGCAGCAGCAGCAGCAGCAGCAGCAGCAGCAGCAGCAGCAGCAGCAGCAGCACAGUGUUUGUCCGUGCGCUGCACAGCACUGCGCCUGAGGGGCCGAAACCCGCAGCAGAAGCUGCCGCAGGAGCAGCGGGAGAAGCAGCCCCAGCAGCAGCAGCAGCAGCAGCAGCAGCAGCAGCAGAAGCAGCAGCAGCAGCAGCAGCAGCAAAAAUGCCCCUCAGGGGCUGGGCGCUGCUGGGCUGCAGCCUGGCACUUCUUGCUGGGGGUUUGGGCAGCGCCGUGUGGCUCUUUUUGGAUUCUCCAGAACCCCUUAAAGUGGCGUGGGACGCAAUUCAGAAAGACCCUCGAGUUGUGGGCGCGCUGGGCGGAGAGGUAAAGAGGGGCUGGUGGUGGGGGGGUUUUGUUCACGAGAAAGAUGCGCGGGUUAAGUUGUCUCUUACAGGCCCCCAGGGGCAGCGCGGCUUCGCCACCUGCGACCUAAUGAAAGACCCUGAAGGGCCCUGGAGGAUUUUGCUGCUAAACUUUGUGCCUCUAGAUGAGCCGCAGACGCAAGCUACGGCCAAUCCUAUGUCGAAUGUGGUGGCGCUGAUGCCUGAGCAGCUUCCGCGAGAGAAGCAGCAGCAGAACUUCUUGAGGGGCAAGACAGAGCCUGAGGCUUGA